AUGGUGUUAUCGUCUUUUUCUACUCAUCCUCCCCAUCUUCAAAAGCAUUUUUCUGCACAAGAGAAGAAAAUUGAAAAGGAUAAGAAAAAAGAAGAAGCUCGAAAAUUGAAAAAGAAAAAUGAGGCACUCAUUCUGAAGAACUUUGCAAUCUCGGAAAAGAAGAAGAAGAAGAAGAUUCAGAAGGCGCCAACCCCACCAACCAGAAUACCUGAACCAAUCUUCAAUUUGCCAUAUCUAACCGAUGCCAUAAUUAUGGAUCUACUCGCUCAGCCAUCACCUGGAUCUCCAUUGUAUCCAGUCACCGAAACACAACUCGUCCCACUAACUAUUCUGAAAUUGGCUCCUCAUUUGAGUAUUCCUGUCUUGGAUGCAUACCGUACUAUUCGUCCUUCAUAA
Molecule: messenger RNA, 396 nt
Organism: Caenorhabditis briggsae
Lineage: Eukaryota; Metazoa; Nematoda; Chromadorea; Rhabditida; Rhabditidae
Exons: 2
Coding region: 1-396 (131 amino acids)
Source: RefSeq, a predicted model, not a curated record